Schistocerca gregaria is the source of this 14152-nucleotide messenger RNA. RefSeq lists its product as uncharacterized. The coding region runs from base 1076 to 2863 and encodes 595 amino acids. Gene Ontology annotation, molecular function: catalytic activity. Lineage: Eukaryota; Metazoa; Arthropoda; Insecta; Orthoptera; Acrididae. Gene Ontology annotation, biological process: nucleoside metabolic process. The transcript has 13 exons. The record is from RefSeq and is a predicted model, not a curated record.
GUCGGUUUUAAACCAACCCAUAAAAAAAUACACCUGUAAAGCUGGAUAUUACUCUGAUUUGUCGCUACGACAGACACGAAAACAAUAAAUUGUAUGUGGUACAAAAUAAAUUUGGCGCUAUUUUCUACGUUUUGCUUCUACUUCUGCCAACCAAUCACAGUACAUGUAUUAGGAAAAACAGAAAUAUUUUGGGCAUUUGCGGCAAUUUUCAUUUCCCUCUGGAUGUACAGUUGUGUACGAACAUGAAACGUGCGAGACACAGUGAUGUUUGUGAAAUUUGCCAUACUAGGAGCAUACACUGCGAAUCAUUCAGAAAUAUACAAUAGUAGAAAUGUCACCUCGCUAUCUGACUGACUGUUACAUUAAGCAAAUUUAUCUUGUAAAUGCUAGCAAGUGACAAGACUAUUUGGCUGCGGAAUAUUUCGAUGGGAUAGCUACAUUACAACUAGAUAAUGUGGAUUCUGUGUUUCUUACGGUACUUAUGAUCAUGUUCGGUAUAUUUUUGUAAAUAUUUUCUAUAUCAUAUACAGUCCAAAACAAACAAAAUAUAACCCUGUUUUAAAAUAGAGCUUCUGCUAGUUUUACUGGCACCCUGAAGGGGCAGCACUGUCCCUGGUUACAGAGCGUGGAGACGGAACUGGGAAGUUAAUUCAAUAAAUCAGUGCUUCCUAAUUGAACCGCCUCAUUUAACCUUAUGACAAUUCGUUAAGUACAUUUCAUUACAACGGCAUUCAUUUGCACUGAAUAUUGGCAAUACAUAUGUAACACUGCUGCAGCAUCGAGAGAAAAUCACGCUAGGAGUGACCUAGUUUCCUUACGUGAAAAAUGACGUUCACUAGCGAUCUGUCAACGCCUAUGAAGUCAUAGCAGGUGUGGUUAUAUUUUUGUAGCGUUACAGCAGCGACUGAACAUCUUGAGGAUAGCCGCAUGUGGUGACUUCAGUUAUGAUUCAUUGGCAGUUUGCUUACUAACUCACGGGGUCUGAACGUCACAGUUGUUGCGUUUUCAGUUGCACGAACGGUAUUGUGCUAUAUGCAACUGUAAAUAGUCGGAGAAGGAGGCAUUAUAAGAUAACAUGGAGCUGGCACGAAAAGAUCACAUUGUCAUGACACCAAAAUGCAAAACUACUGAUUCAACAACCCUUGCGAUUGAACGUAGGGCAGUUCCUUUGGAUGAUACCAAGAAUGACAAAAUACAUGUUGCUGGUGGUGACCACCAGGGAAUCAUAAUUAAUAAAGAACUGGCAAAGGAUGUGGAUGAUAGCCCAGCACAGCUGUCCCUGGAGUUCAGGGUGUUCCUCGUGAAUGCCCAGACAGGCAGCCAUACACGCGAGAGCCGUACGCUGCACUAUUGGUUCGCAGAGGAGCUGCCAGCAGCGGAGCGUCCGUCUGUGGCUCAGCUGUUCUUCAGGGAGCUGGUCAGCCCACAAGAAUUCCCCAGGGAUUACGUUGGUUUCAUCAAGAAAGUUAUGAAACUGCUGCAGCAUGGCUUUACUGGUAUCCGGAAAGUGGAAGUUACUCUAAAGCAGCUUGGUACAUCUGACCAACCUCCACCUUCAGCUAGACCCUUAUCUGCAGAUGAGAGCACACUGGGUGCCGUCGCUCCGCUCACAGAAGAACGCAUCAAAGAACUGCUGGAAUCUUCAUUUCCGAACCCGGUGACUGCGGUGGAGCUAGCACGUUCCAACGGCUGGUCCGAGGAGGAAGUGCAGGCGCAGUUGUCACAGCUAACGGAGAAGGGCAUUGCCAAGGCUCUCGAGCACGGUGCAUACACGCGCGCAGUUGCUACCAAAGUGCAGGUUGUGCGUAACAUGCCGGCCAUGGUGCAGUCCAAGCAGCCGACAAUCGCCAUCAUCACCGCACAGUACUGUGAGAAGUUGGCAGUGGACUCCAUGCUAGAUAACCGGGAAACCUUUGUACGGUACACAACAGUCGGUACAUUGGCGAAAGACCCUGUGACUGGCAAGUCGGUGAGCUUCAAGCGUUUUGGAGAAUCAAAUGUCUACACAUUGGGCAACAUUGGAGCACACCGUAUCGUAUGCACAAAGUUGCCAACUGUCGGCCACACACGGGAGGCCAUUACUGCUGCAGGAAAUACAACAACCAGGAUGCUGGGGACUUUCCAGAAAGUGGACCAUGUGUUUUUGGUCGGUGUCGGAGGUGGAGUGCCUCACUACACGGACUACAGGAGGCAUGUCAGGCUCGGCGAUGUUGUUGUUUCGCAUCCUGUUGAUGGCAAGAGGUCAGUUUAUGUCUAUUGUGAGAAUGCUGCAUUAUCGGAGUCUGGUGGGGCAGAGUUUGAGAUAAAGGAAUAUUGUCCAAACAACAUGGGACUGCAGAAGAUUGCUGCCCAGCUGCAGGCAGAGGCAGAAUCCCGGGACGAACCACCGUGGAUGCAGUUGAUGCGGGAAGCAAUAAACUCGUUGCAGUCAGAGUCCGAACACAAUUUCUCUCAGCCUCCCGCUGACUCAGAUAAGCUGUACAUGGCUAUUGGAGAACGGGAUCUCAUAGAAGUGGCCCAUCCAUCCCCACAAGAAGGUGCUGAAAAUCACAGGCGGAAAGGCUGUCCGUGGCUCCACCUGUCUCCCGUUGCAUCCGGGCGGGGCGUAGCUCGUGAUGAAGCACUGAGGCAGCAGCUGGCCCACGAGACGGGGGCACUCGCAUUUGACUCGGAGUUCGAUGCAGUGCUCGAUGCCGUGACUGGGUCAUGCAGAGACAGCUUCCUCGUAGCGCGCGGUAUUGCUGACUACCGCGACGGCGGCCGUCCAGGGGCAGCAGGCUCCCAGUGGCAGCCGUAUGCCGCCCUCGCGGCUGCAGCGGUUGUGCGCUGCAUCGUCGAGAGAGUCCCAGCUGUGUGUGACUAGCAUCUGUACUGAGAGACAACUCUCUUUGCUGGUAAUUUAUUUCAUUAGUCAGUCCAAGACUUCAUUCAAAUUCCUAAUUUUUAUAGAACUUGUUUUGGUCAUAUAGAGGAUAAACUUGGUUUAGAGUUUUAUUCAUUAAUUAUGCAUGAUGACUAGAAAUUACAUUGUAGGACUGUGGUCCUUAAUCACAGCUAUGUGGCUUAAGUUGUUAUAUUUGCCACAUUGUUUGUUUUAUUGAAGACUAGUUGUUGCAUUUAAUUGUAAAUUCAAUACUGGUAACUAAUGCUGAGUUUCGUAAAGAAUAUUCAUUAGUGUGUGUGUGUGUGUGUGUGUGUGUCUGAGUCUAAUAGGGAUAGGUACUUUUUGAUUUUUAAGACUGUGCUGCUCAUCAUAAUUUGCUGUGAAGAGGUCCAAAUAUGUUGUUCCUACUGUCACAUUCAAAAAUUAUCUGUGUUGUAUUGUCUUCUCUUGACUGGCCGGAGAGAUAUAAUUAUAUUUUCCCCAAGUUCAUUUUGCAUGUACUCUCUUCACAGCCUUGUAGUUUAUUAUAUGCUUACUGGAUUUUUUAUUUUGUUAUUAAGUAUACUGGCUCCUGUUUCCUUUGGAAACAGUGUGUUUUAUUAGAGGGAACUGUUACAGCAGAUAUUGGUCCAUAUUUUAAUAUAGGGUAGAGUAUAAGUCAUGAAGAGGAAAGUUAGAAGUACAGAUAAUAUUGUUAUAUAAGUUAUAAGGUGUGCCAGGAUGUAAUUGUAAGGCAGCAAUGUGUAACUGAGGUGCUAACAUUAGACUGGACUAGUACAGUUACAACGAAUGUUUCUUCAAAUUCCGUGCCCCCCCCCCCCCCCCCCCCUCCCAGUCCAUUCCUUCCAUUUACAGACUUUCUAUAAAAGUACCACAAUGUUGUUAGUGAGGAAAGAGUAUUGUGACAUAAUGGACUGAAACAGAGAAGCAGGCCUCUCUCCAAGCUUCACUUGAAAUGCUGUGCUCCAUAUGUAUAUUCUCAGAAAUUUCUUUCUCACUUUAAGGCCUUUGUCUCUUACUAACGGAUUUCUUUAGCAAGAAAUGCCUGUACUAAUAUGUUCCUUAAUAUUUUUGCAUUGCUGGAAUUUACUUUCAGUUGGUGUUCUGUGCUCAGUAUACUGUUCAUUCCACUUAAUAGGUCCUGUAAUUCUUCAUUUAUAUCAUUUCACCCUGAAUCUUAAUCCCACUUCAAAACUUUUCAGUUAUUUCUUACAUUGUUUCUUUGAUGUUGAGAACACCCAUUAUUUCAAUCCAAGCACUUCUGUCUUAUUUUGAGGCAGGUACCAAUGUCAGCUGCAAUUGGACAUUGAAAUAAUUCAAUGUCAAGUGUUGAAAAUUUCUGCUAGAUCAGGACCCAAUCUCAGAUUUCUCACUUCACCCAAGUGCGGUUGCGGCUGAUCUUCGUACGUCCCUCGUAAUAUUGUUAUUUACAGCUGCUGUAUCAAAAACGGAAUAUGUUUGACAGAGCAAACACCACACACACAUACUACUUAUUUCUUACUCUUCUGUUCUUCUUUGAGUCUAGCAUUAAUCAACUUCUCCUCAUCCCAAAAUUUUCUUUUUUGAUAAAAAUAUAAUACCACGAAUUACAUAUGGAUGCCCCUGUAUUUUAUAUGAAAGUAAGUGAAUCGGACACCACCAAUUGCUUAUUCUUGAAGGAGCAGGAUGCUUAAAUUAUGUGAAAAAAAUACUUCCAACUCCUCCAUGUCUGUCCGAACUAGGGAUAAAUGAUGACAGUGGCUCUCUCAAAUAGUGAAGCAAAUAAGAGGAAAGCAACCUAAAGCCGGCCACUGUGGCCUAGUGGGUCUAGGCACUUCAGUCUGGAACCGCGCGACUGCUACAGUCGCAGGUUUGAAUCCUACCUCGGGCAUGGAUGUGUGUGAUGUCCUUAGGUUAGGUUCCAGGGGACUGAUGACCUCAGAUGUUAAGUCCCAUAUUGCUCAGAGCCAUUUGAAUCUUUUUUAAAAACCUCCAAAACUCACUUGUGCUGUAGCCCACAGCUCCGUCGUGUUGGCAGCUCUUUCUACCUCCCUUUUUCACUGAGACAAAAGAAAUUGUACAGGGUACUACAUCAUUCACACAUUAAAGGUUGCUAAUGUAUUAUUGGAGAGCUAUUUACCAGUCAUUAUCUUCCAUACAAUUUGUAGAGUUUGUAUGGGUAUUCUGGAAACUUGAACACUUUCAGUCCUUAAGAACUGGCAUUAGUCAAAUUAAGAGGACAUAAAUUAAAGAGAGUCUGCUUAUAUUUUAGGUAUGGAUAACAUUGUCACACUUUCAAGAUUCAGGUACACAAAAUGUAAACUUUGCCUAGAUUUCCAUUUCACUCCAUUGUGCCACAUCCGUAUUCAGUAACUGCCUCCCAGCACUUCUUUACACAAUGUUCCAAGUUGUUGUUCCGUGAAAACCUAACAGUUAUACCAAUUUGAGGACCUCUAUUUUUCAUAUAGGAUGUAGAUUAGAGAAGUAAAGAAAAAUACAUUUGUGUGUUAACAAUAACAGUUAACAGACUAAAAGCCAGCACAAUUACCUCAUGGAAAUUGAGAUGGGAUCAUUCUGUGUGUCCUAACGUAAGAUUCAUGUUGUGUCUUGCACAAAGCAAAUCUUGUCAUGUAUAAUUAGCACUUUGCCUUCGCAACAAGUACAUAUAAUAUCUAGAGCUAUUCAGAAAAAUUUGAAAUUUGGUCUGGUGUUCAUUUGCACAUUCAGACCACCAUGUUUUCGUGUCCUUGUCCUGACAUACAACAGUAAUAGAUGAUUUCUUACUAAACUCAUUUUAGUUCUUGAGUAUCUACUCUAUAAUUAUAAAAAGAGCACUGAAACUAUUUCCUUGAGAUGUAAUAGAAAUUUUACAGCUGAAAAUUUCCAAAAUAAAUAGAAAAUUGCUGGCUUCUUGUGCAUGAAUAAAAUAGUCUUAAACUUUCAGACUUCUGUGAUGGCAAACAAAAAUUUAGUGAUGUCUAGAGUUUGGGUGACUAACUAGAACUGUAGAAUUUGGAAGGGGAUAAUGUAAGGAAAAAGCAUAUACUAGGACAAAUAAAAUUAUUAAAUAAUUAGCUUCUAUUCAGUGUGACUAAUUGUAAGCAUUUGUUAUAUUGUGUGUUAAAGUUGUUGAAAUACUAUAUGUGAAACCCCUCUUGCCCAGAAAAAGAUAGUAUAUAAAAGGUCAUGUUGUUUUCCUGUUGUUUUUUGCAGCAGAAAAUGCUACACCAUUGUGGUUGUAGAUAUAUUUAUUUUAAUUUUAUUCUUUUUGUGUACCACAGCCAAAUUAUUAUAGACCUGCAUGUGUGCUAGUCGAAUAACAGAGUUUACAUUUAUAUUUUUAGAUUUGAUUUUUAAUUCUUAUUGUUUUCCUUCGAUGUUAUAUUUAUUUUCAGUUACUUAUUUAAUGAUUUGUUUUCUUUUUCACUGCUAAAGGAAUUAACUUAGUUUUAUUUUAUAAGGCUGUUUUGUUUUUAUUACAGGCUUAAUUAUACUGUUACCAAGAAUCUCCUUAGUAAUAGAACUUUGUAACUGUAGUUUUGAUGUUAAAGAAAAAGCUGUAUUCUCAGAGAGCAUAAGAUACAGGAAAAUGAACAGUAGAGCACAAAAAAACUAAUUCAGUUAAUCUUUAAGAACAUCCAAGAUGAGACCUUAUUUUGUCCAUAUUUUAUGCAACCUACAGUUUUGACUCAAAUAUUUAAAUUGAUCAUAACUAAUGUUCUUAUGUACUUGGCAUAAACAAGAGCCCUGUUAUUCAUGCAAUUGUGUGUGCCAUAAACUUACAACUUUUGUUUCCAUAGGCAAAGUGUACAUACUUAUUACUGUCCCAUGUGCAGAAAUUGUUAUGUUUUCAAUAAUUGAUUUAUUCUUAGUUUACAGAAUAUUAUGUAUGCUAUAUAUGCACCUAAGAAGGUUUUUAGUGUGGUUUUGAAUGUCUCUAAACUCUCCUGUUUUGCUGUGUUGUUUGUAUUUGAUACAAUUCUUUAACAAGUGGAUAAGUCUGAUUUGUUUACCAAAGCUGUUUGCUUAAUACUUCAGCACAACCUGUUUUGAUUUAGAGGGCAGCUGAUACAUGUUUUCUUCUUAUGAUGGAAGCCCGUUAAGUAUACAAAUUAGGUUGAUAACAUUAAGUCAGCUAGCAAAGAUUUGUCACAGUGUUUAUGCUGUAUAGGAAAUAAUGCUUCGCUUCAAAGUUUUGACCAUUCUGAAUAUUUUUACUGUGUUUGAGUGGAGCCAUAUUUUAUGCUGCAACACUACACAUAAAUAACAAAAUUGAGUACAUCUUAUAUCAAAAGCAUACUUGAAGACAGCUGACAGAUUGGGAAUCUUACAAAUGGUGGUAAAGAAGCACAUCAAACACUGUUGCUGAAAUGUUUAUAUUGGGACAUCAGUUAGAGUACCUGUAAUACUAGCAGUUAAUGAACAUUUCUAACUGGAUUGUAUGUUGUUCAGAUUUUGAGGUGGUAUUUAUUUUUUUAAUAGAUAGUCAGUGUGUAUUUUGAUGGAAAUACUGCUGAUGCCUUCAUGUGAUAAACCACAUUUUAUUGUUGUCAUGUGUGUCAAUUACAAUAAAUGGAUCCAUUUAAAGUGUUGUUUAAGUGGAAACUGUAAGUUAGUGCUGAAUAAAUCUAAAUUAAUAACAUUGGCUUAGUAGUUUGCAUUAGAACCAAAGAUAAUUGUGUUUAACAAUUAAUGACUUAACAUUACCAUAUAAAAUUUAUCAAAACUUAAAGAUCCCUUGCUGUUUGCAGUGUUUUCCCACAUUUAGAAACAGGUGGUAAAAGAGUGAUUGUUGUGCAGUAAUACUGCCUGUCAGGAGGGCUUAUUAGCAUGUUAGUACAGGUACCUUAGGACCAUGGGAAGGGGCUAAAAGACUAUUUUGGAUAUUGCCAAAAUAAUUCGAAAUUCUAUAUCUAUGUUAAAUGUAGCCCCUCACCUCUCUCUUCCCUGCUCUCUGUCCUCCAUCCCUUCCAGUCUGUUUUUCUGUCAUCACAAAAUUAAAUGACUUGCUUAUUUUGUGGCUUAUUGCAGUUUUCUUUCUCUUUUUCUGCUGAAGAGAUUACAGUUUGUAUUCAGUUUGAAAUGUUUUUAUACUUUUGUUUUAUUCAUGUGUGUGUGUGUUCUGUUGUGAAGCAUAUUCACAUAAGGUUGCCAGGCAAAUGUAAUAUAUCUUCUACAUUACAUGAGAUAUCAGUGACAGCUAGAAAUACGUGAAUUACCCAAAUGAAAGAUACAUGUCUCCUGGGGCCAAGCGUAUCAUCUUAAUUUAGAGAGUGCUAACAAAUUAUAUCUAAUGUAGAACAGAACACAGUUGUAGGCUUUUUAUCUGAUGACACAUAACUGAAACUAUUCUAUACAAAAAUAGACCUUACCACUUAUAUCUUCCAUCCUCAGCUUGCCAACAGUAUAGUGAAUCAUAGCAACCUUUUACACAAACUGUGUUGAUAAAAUUAUGGUUUUAAAUUUACGACUGACUUACUUUUGUAGGUAAACGUUCUUAUUUUCUUCUUAGGAUAUGCACUGCAAGUUUUGUAUGUAGGUUAUGUGGUGCUUUGUUUCAGUGAUUUAUUAAACCCUGUCUAUUGACUGCAUAAGAGUACAAGAAACUGAAAUGUAAGGAAAGUUAAGCAACCAGAGAAUUUUUUUUAAAAAUAAUCCAAGUUUUACAUUACACAAGAAUAUUAAUUCCAGGCUACAAAUCAAUUAGGGAAACUUAAUAUAUUUGAAAUUAAUUCAGUUCUGUGGAAAAAUUAUACCUUUUUAUUAAGAUAUUGAGAAAUUAGUUAAUGAGACACACUGAAAAGUCUCUAGUCCCAUGAAAUUCUUGUACAGUGCAAAAGAGUGACAAUGUAUGGGAAGAUGAAGGCUCUACUUCUAAGGAAAUAGAAGAGAUAUUACCGGAAUGACUUGUCAUGUUUAAUUCAGCAAGGAUAGUGGACUGUGUAAGAAGAAUUUGAUAUGUCUGAAGUGUUGCUACUAAAAAACAAAAUAGUCUUUCUUUUCAGUAAAUAUUUUCUGAUAUUAUCUUUUACUGUGCUUAUUUCUUAAAGACUUAAGAACUCUAAAGUUCUGUUUUCUAUUUUACUUUCUACUGUUUCUGUUAAUGCUUGCAUCAAAGUGCACUAAAUUCCUUCUUAAUUAUUGUGUAACACAGCUAAUGGUCUGUCUCUAAUGUUUCCAUUUUCAGUAGUCCAUUAAAGUCUAAAUUUAAAUUCCAUUUUUUUAAAGCUAAAUUAACACUAUUUGUGAAAAAUAAGUGACAACCUUACAUGAUUGAACAGUCAGUAGUGUCAGUUAUUUGUGAAUUUUAUACAGUGAUAUGUACAUUGCAGUUUCAUUUUGCUACUUGCAUUACACAUUGGUUAAAAAUUAAGACAACAUUUGUGUGAUUGAUGUUAAUAUUUUUACAAUAAUGGGAAAAGAAUUUUUUAAUGAGAGCAUACCAGCAUUCACAUAAGGAAUUCAGGGAAAUUUGAAAUCAGGCUGGUGGUCUGUAGAAUUCUAUCAGCCUGUCUACGAAUAUGAGACUGGUAUCUUUUUCCGCCUGUUGUCAGAAAUAUAUUUUGAGAGUUUUAAUGCAAACUGCUAACUUUGUGUGGCCUAGUUUUUGUUUAUCAGAAUACAAAUAAAUUGUGCAAAGGAAGUAAGACACUGAACAUAAUCAAAUUUUCAUUUUGAUAUAUAGUACCACACUUACAACUUUGAGCCAACCUUCUUUUUCAGUUUAAGGCUUCUUUUAUUCCAUGCAGAACUAUGACAAGACUGAUGAAAAUAUUCCUGUGAACAAAUUUCUUUAAACUACAUUUAUGAACUACAGUAUGAAUUAUAACAUUAAAUGCUUAUUUAUACUGUUGCCUUUUGAAAAUAAAUAUAUUUGAGACAGUUUAUUAUUCAAACUGUUUUUGUUGUUCCUUUUUAAAAAUUAACUUUGCUUCGUUUUAUCAAUAGCCAUCAAUUAUGAUGCCUGCUAUUUCAGGAAUAUUGCUUUGCAUAUAAAUAUGUGAAGUGCCAACUAUUUCUUUGUUCAGCAACUUAAUUUUAAUUCUACCCUGCAAGUAAUGUUCUCUCAGGAAUUACACACAUAUGCUGUCAAAGAGUUAACUUGUCUUUCUUGCACAAUUGUUGCAGUUGAUUCUAAUGGCCAAAACAACUCAUCAUCAUAGCAUGAAUUAUAUGUGUCUUUUGGAAACAACAAGUGUGUUAUUUGUUUUCAUCAAUAAGGAAACUAAUUUUUGUGCCCUGAGCACUAAAGUUCAUAUUCACAGGCAACAACUAAACAUUUGAAGUAAUAUUGUGCUUGUGAUUAAGUGAAUGGUCAUGUUAAGGUGGAAGCAAAUUUGUGAACAACUGAGACUUAAUUUGUACAUAGACAAAAAUUAUUUUGCUUUUUUAAUGGACUGUGAUUUUUACAAGUCAUGUUAUUGAUUUUUGUCUUUUUUAACAUAAAAUUUGUAAAAAAAAAAGGAAAUUUAAAAAUAAAGUUGAUUGUAUACAUGUAAUUGAACAGGCAGUGAACUGAACUGUCUAAUAUUCAGUCAAAUUGUCAGAUACUCAGAGAUGCCUAAACAAUACUUACCUUCAUGAUUUAAAAUUCACAGUACUGUUUAUAACACAAAAAUAAAUCUCAGUUGUUGUAAUAGUAGGAUUCUUCAGGGAAGAAAGAGGAAUUAAAUGGAAGGACAAAGGAGAGGGUAACAUCAAUCAAAACUGCUGAACCUUCCUCAACAUAUUCUUCUUUCUUCCCUGAAAGAGUCAUGUAUUCUCCCAAAAUCCAGGAAUACUAUGUUCUACUCUUCUGCAUUGCUGUGAGUUUUACUAGGAAGCUCUGGGCAACAUUGCUAUCCCUCUGUGGCUUUAAUGAGGUCCUGAAUUGAAAUAUCAUUUUAAUACAAAUUACCAGUUGAAUUGUGUUACAGAAUAUUUUAAAUCUAACAUGAAACUGUCUUAAUGUUUUAAGGGCUCAGCAUGUCAGCAUUUAAGAUUUCAAAGAUACGACUAAGUUUAGCAGAAGAUUUAGCGUAGAUAGUGAAGGAAAUGUACUUGUCGAUAUUGGUGUUCAGUGUAGUAAUAAAUACAUAAUUUCCUGAAGCAUUGUUAGACAGAUACGUCUAAAAGAAUUGAAGUAUGAGAUGUGGCAGUUGCUGAAAGUGAUUGGGGCACUGUGUCCAUUAGUUCAUACAGAUGUGGUUAUUGUACAGCAGGGAUUUGCUCUGUUAUCAAAGCACAUUGUUCCAUGGAACCCUCGUCUGUAUCACCUUGUCAUAAUCUCAUCAGCACAUACCUUCUCCAUCCACUUGGAGUGCUUCAUGCCAUGCUUUCGAUUACAUACAGUUUUCUACUAAUUGAAGAUUAUUUGACUGCUGCUUCCAUCAUUGACAUGCUAACUACAACCUGAUUAAAACCACUUGUUACUUUUCACAUGGCACUUCAGUGUCGCCGCAUCAGAUGGCAGGUGUGCUUCAAGUAAGGCAUGCACAAUAAGCAGCAGGUUGCUUACAUGGCCGGAACACAGUUGCACCCACUGCGGACAGCAGCAAUUAAAUGGACUGCCAGUUGUGGCUGACAGUGGAUUAGGUCUGUCUGCUGCACUACCCAAAAAUUGCAAGUGAACUGAUGUUUCAUUGUGAUACCUUGGCAAUGUGUCUCUCACACACUUCCAGUUAGUGUGGUAUGGGUUUUUGUGAGAAAUUUUUCUUCACCUAAUCUGCUGACAAUGUGAUAAUUUUCUGUAAUAUCUGUGUUUGAAAAUGUGCUGGUUCAUUACUGUGAACAGUUAUUGUUUUCAGUGAUGAUGUACUCUUCGCUUUUCACUGAACUUGUGCUCUUGUCAUGUCACUAAUUUUGCUGCCCAGAAAUAUGCAGUGCCAGAUAGUUGUAUAUAGGGCUCUACAAUCGGCAUUGUUACAUUGGAACAUUUUUGUUCACUCCAGAUAUUCAUACUCAAAAUUCAACUCAUUGUAUGGAUUUGAAUGUGUGGAAAUCAGAGACAACAGGCAUGCAUCUGUCAGUUAAGAUUGUUGCUCAAAUAUUAAUGGAUAUGUAAUAAACAGUUUCAGCAUGUGAUUUUUGAAAUAAGCCUGAAAAGUGUGUAAAGUUCUAGGUUACAGUAAUUUUAGAGUGUCGCAUUGGAUAUGACAGAUGAGUAUAGACUGUUGACACCAGCAUACAUUUCUUUUUUCACUUUCCUUCAGUAAAGAUGGUAAAAGGUACUAUUUAACAUGUCUCUGAAGAAACUCUACAGCACCUUAUCAGUUUUCUCAUUCUCUGUUGAUGGUGGGCACUCGUUUGAUCAUUAAAAACUGACUCUCAUUUUAGGAAGAUUAUCUGUUACAUUGUGUUCACUUAUUUAUCUCUAGUACAAUAAGUUUCAGUGAUGCUGUGUGUAUAAAGAACAAUACAAGAUUCCUCAUUCAAUAAAAUUUACUGCUUUUGUUAAUUAAGAUGCUGACUUGCCGCAUGCAUAGUGAUGGAUGUUUCACGGCCACUGUGUCAGGUGUGAAAUUCUGCUGUGGCCACAUAGCGCCUGGCAGCAGCCCUAUGGCUUUCAGUGUGUUAAUACAGCUGUAUUGUGAGCCAGUUCUUUAUCUUCAUUAUAUGGAGGACCCUCAAACUUUCACUUAUAUCUGUUACCAACAAAUCUUAGGAUAUUGCACAGACUGUUGUUCAUCUAAAAUGUUAAUUUUCAUAUGUGGCUCUUUCUGAAGAUAUUGCUACCAUCCCUGUGAGCUAUGAGGAAGAAAAUAGUUGAACUGUUCCCAGUUGUGUAGUAAAUCAAUAGCUGUCCUUUGUUUCAAGUACUGCUGCCAACCUGGACACUAUGCAUCUGAUUUUUACUUUGGGUGAUCACAUUGUUACAGUGGAACUUUUUUUGCAUAAAAAUAUGAUGCACAGAGAGAAGAAAAAGCAUGAAUAUUCUGUGUGUAGCUUAGUUGAAAGAUAGGUGGUUUGUAAGUUCAUCUUUAUUAGUUCAGGCUAUAGAAAUUAGAAACAAAAGGUCAAUUAUUAUUGUUGUUGCAAGACUCAGUACAUUGAAAACCUCAUGUGAAUCUCUCCCCGUGUCUGAAUAUUUGGUCAGGUAAAAAUGUUCCCCUGUUAACAUUGUUAAAGAGCAGUCACACACAUGGGUUAUGUGCUCAACGGGUUAAGGUAGAAAGAGUCCUGCUAUCAAGUUUCUCGUGUAAUUUUCCAAAUAAUAUGUAAAAUAACUUGAUUGUGUGUACCUAGUGAUACAGACAGUGCUAUGUGUGUGUCCAGCUUGGCAGAGAGUUACAGAUUCAAACAGCACAAUUUUGUGUAUACAUGUCAAAGGCUUCUGCUACAUACAUGCACCAUUUAGAUACACAUGGAAAAAAAGCAAGAUCCUAAUAGUCUCUUAAAAUUUACAGUGCCAUAGUUGCACUUACAUUAGUGGUCUAAGUGAUCGAUAUAUAACCUCUUACAUGUUACCUAUUUAAUUAUAACUACUUCACCUACUGAGAUUCAGUCCAUGGAAAUUGCCUGAAACUAUUCUUAUGCUAAAUGAAACACACUGCAAAUGUUGUUGUAAUUUGUGUUCACAUAUAUUUUCUUUUUUCUGUCAUCCCAUACACUUAGAUAUAUGCCUUAAAUAUUUGGUUACUAUUCGUUGAAUUGGUUAGACAAAAUAUGCGAAUUUUGAUGUUUGGAAUAUUAUUGCAUGUAAAUAUUGCUCAAUUUAUUUACACUGUGGCCUAGAUGUUGAAGCUGGUGAUAACAGCACAAACUCUCAUUACAGACUGAUAUUGUUAUCAGCUUCAAUUUUUUUAAGCUGGUGUGAGCUAAUGUAGCAAUAGAGGUUUUUCUUCAAAUGUUUUACAGUGGCCAUUGACUUGGGUGAUUGAAUUUAAAUAACUGCAACGUAACAUCGACUUACAUGAGUCAGUGGAUCCUUCUUACCUGUAAUCUGGAGCACUUCUUCCUUGGUCAGUAAUCUUCACACAGUUCCAAUCUUAGCAACUUAUCUGAAUCACUGAGUGGAAAAAGAAUUAACAUGAAAACACACUUGAUAAGACAUACUCAAAUAUUAUUCUAACUGUUACAAAUAUGAGAAACAAGUACAAUCCUCACCACUGUAUACGAAAGAAAAACAAGCAUAAAAAUGUGUCCGUAUUAAUUUACUGAAUACUCACUGUUGUUAUUGUCUUUCAAAAUUGUGAUGUUUUGUGUGAAUGUUCCUCACUGUUAUACAUAUUUUUUCCAUGCAGCUAACUGCAUUUCUGUAAGUCAGAAAUAAAAGUUAAACAUGUUAAAUAAAAGUUUGUCAACAGAAAG